This is a messenger RNA of Fusarium venenatum, 3888 nucleotides long. Its product is annotated as P-loop containing nucleoside triphosphate hydrolase protein. Gene Ontology annotation, cellular component: membrane. Gene Ontology annotation, biological process: transmembrane transport. NCBI's taxonomy places the organism in Eukaryota, Fungi, Ascomycota, Sordariomycetes, Hypocreales, Nectriaceae. Gene Ontology annotation, molecular function: ATP binding; ATP hydrolysis activity; ABC-type transporter activity. The record is from RefSeq and is a predicted model, not a curated record.
AUGACUUCAAGCAUCAACGAGAAGGAGAACGAAAAGGUUGUUGGUAGCAGCCAAGCUACCUCAACUCCCGAGGAUGUUGUCAUCAACACUGAAAGUGGCGAUGCUCCCACUCCAGGUGAAGAAGGAGAAAUCGAAGGUUCCUGGAGUGAUUACAAGCGCAUUCUUACGUUUGCCGGGCCUACAGAAUACCUGAUGCAAGCCAUCGCUCUUGUCGCUGCCAUAGGCUCAGGUGCUGGUAUUGCUCUCCAGAAUCUCAUUUUUGGACAAUUCAUCACCAUUAUCACCGACUUCACUUCUGGGGUAUCCGAGCCCAGCAAGUUUCGUAAAGAUGUUGAAGAUCUAGCACUGUACUUUGUAUACCUCGGCAUUGGCCGAUUCGUUCUUUCUUACAUCUGGAACGUCUUCCUCACUUACUCUUCUUACCGCAUUGUACGCAACAUCCGAAAGGAGUACCUCCGCGCUGCUCUUCGUCAGGAAAUUGCCUACUAUGACUUUGGUACUGGUGGUUCCGUCGCCACUCAGGCUACUUCUAAUGGUCGCUUGAUCCAAACUGGUAUCGCCGAGAAGCUUGGUCUUUUCUUCCAGGGCAUUGCCGCUUUCCUCACUGCCUUCAUCGUCGCCUUUGUUGUGCAGUGGAAGCUCACUCUCAUCUGCUUGUGUAUCGCCCCAGCCACCAUCAUUGUCAUGACUGUUGUUGCCACCAUGGAGGCUGUUCACGAGAUGAAGAUCCUCGAGAUACAUGGCCAGGCCAACUCGCUUGCAGAGGGCAUUCUGGCCAGUGUCCGAACUGUCCAUGCCUUUGAGAUGAGAACUAGGCUUGUUGACAAGUUCGACAAGCACCUCGAGGAGGCCCACACUGUCGGAAAAAAGAUCUCGAUUCUCUUUGGUCUCAUGUUCUCUGCCGACUAUACCAUCAUUUACCUUGGCUUCGGUCUAGCUUUUUGGCAGGGUGUUCGUAUGCUCGCAAGUGGCGAGAUCACUGACUCUGGUGUCAUUUUCACAGUUCUUCUUUCUGUCGUCAUCGCAGCUGUUCAGCUGACCCAGCUUACCCCUUACACCAUCGACUUUAGUCGUGCCAUGUCUGGAGCAGCCCAACUCUUUGCUCUCAUCGACCGCGAAUCGGCUAUUGACCCUCUUUCCAAGACUGGCGAGACCCCGUCCGAGACUAUUGGACACGUAGAGUUGAAGAACAUCUCUUUUGCUUACCCCACGAGACCAGGAAUCACCGUGCUUGACAAUUUCUCCCUCGACAUUCCUGCUGGUAAGGUCACCGCUCUAGUAGGCCAAUCUGGAUCCGGAAAGAGUACCAUUGUUGGCCUUAUUGAGCGCUGGUACAACCCCAAGUCUGGCACUAUCAAACUCGACGGUCGUCCUAUCAACCAGCUGAACUUGAAUUGGCUCCGUCGAAAUGUUCGCCUGGUCCAGCAAGAGCCGGUUCUGUUUGAAGGAUCCGUAUUCGAUAACAUCAAGCACGGUCUGGUUGGAACCGAGUGGGAGAAUGCAUCAACCGACGAACAGAUGAGGCGAAUCGAAGAUGCUGCUAAGAUGGCUUUUGCUCACAACUUCAUCAUGGAGCUUCCUGAUGGUUAUAACACACAGAUCGGGCAGCGAGGUGGCCUCCUCUCAGGUGGCCAAAAGCAACGAGUCGCCAUAGCCCGUAGUGUUGUGUCUCAGCCCAAGGUUCUCCUCCUCGAUGAAGCUACAAGUGCUCUUGAUCCUCACGCAGAGAGUGUCGUCCAGAAGGCCCUCGACAAAGCAUCUGAAGGUCGUACCACCAUUGUCAUCGCCCACAAACUCGCCACCAUUCGCAAGGCCGACAACAUCGUUGUCAUGUCCAAGGGUUCCAUCAUUGAACAGGGCUCACACGACUCUCUGAUCGCCCAAGAUGGCGCUUAUGGAAAACUCGUCAAGAUUCAGAGUCUUGCCGUGGAUAAUGAGUCGGCGCACUCGGCAACCGAGGAAGAAGAAUCUGUUCCCGAAGUGGAAAAAGAAGACCUUAGCAUGACCAAGACUGUCACUCAAUAUGAAACUCACGUCCAAGAACGCCUCGAGGCCGGUAAGGAACAUGGCAACUAUGACAACCACAAGCAGCUGGGCAUCUUCCAUGUAAUCUAUCGACUCAUUCGAGAAAGUCCCGAGGUCGCAUGGUCGUACUUCUUUGUUCUCGCGGGAUGCCUGGGAGCUGUCGCGGCAUUCCCUGGACAAGCCAUUCUUCUUGCUCACGUCGUGGAUGUGUUCACUCUCACCGGCGAUAGAAUGAGGGAUCGCGGAGACUUUUAUGCCAGCAUGUUCAUCGUUCUUGCUGCCGGUCUUCUCGUGUCGUAUUUUGUUCUUGGUUAUGCCACUAACACUGUUGCUCAGUUCCUUAGCCACAAGCUUCGCAAGCAGAGUCUACAGGACAUGCUUCGACAGGACCUCCAGUUUUUCGAUCGUGAGGAAAACAGCACUGGUGCCCUGGCUAGUCGCAUUGACUCCAACCCUCAAUCUAUUCUGGAAUUGAUGGGCUUCAACGUUGCCCUCAUUCUCAUUGCCAUUCUCAACUUGGUUGCUUGCAGUCUCAUGGCUAUCAUCCACAGCUGGAAGCUAGGUCUGGUGGUCGUUUGUGCCGGUCUCCCUCCUCUGGUAAGCUCAGGCUACUUCAAGAUUCGCCUUGAUGCCAAGCUUGACCGGGAUACUUCCAAGAGAUAUUCUACCAGCGCUUCGGUCGCAUCUGAGGCCAUCACCGCCAUACGAACUGUUUCAUCUUUGGCUAUUGAAGAGUCUGUUCUAGAUAAGUAUGUCAACGAGCUGAACGGAGCUGUCUCUGGCUCAAAGAAUGAUCUUUUCAAAAUCAUGAUCUUCUUUGCCCUUACUCAAUCAAUCGAAUACUGGUUCCAGGCUCUUGGCUUCUGGUACGGCUGCCGUCUUCUGUCACAGGGCGAUGUCUCUAUGUACAACUUCCUCGUCGCUUUCCUUGGCGUUUUCUACUCGGGCCAGGCCUCUGGUCAGCUUUUCCAGUUCUCUACUAGUAUCACCAAGGGAGUCAACGCUGCCAACUACAUCUUCUGGCUUAACCAACUUCAACCUAAUGUUCAAGAAACCUCUGAGAACCGCGACAAGGGCCCCAAGUCAGGAGGUCCCAUCGUGUUGGACAACGUUCGCUUUUCAUACCCACUGCGACCUCACGCUCCCAUUCUCCGUGGUAUUGACCUAGAUGUCAAGCCUGGGCAGUUUGUGGCCUUGGUGGGCGCUUCAGGCUGUGGAAAGUCGACCAUGAUUGCCAUGCUCGAGCGAUUCUAUGAUCCAUCAAGCGGCACCAUCAGCAUCGACAACUCUGCUCUUCCCAGCCUCAAUCCUCGGCUCUAUCGUCGCAUCGUUGGUCUCGUUCAACAGGAGCCAACUCUUUUCCAGGGCACAAUACGAGAAAACAUCGCUCUGGGUGUUGACGACCCUGAGACUGAAAAGAAUGAUCCAGCCAUAUCGGUUUCCAAUGACCGAAUCGAAGCAGCUCUUCGCGCUGCGAAUGCCUGGGACUUCGUCUCGUCCUUACCUGAAGGUAUUGAUACACAAGCUGGCUCAAACGGUGCUCAACUAUCAGGAGGUCAAAGACAGCGAAUCGCCAUCGCGCGAGCCCUUAUUCGUGACCCUAAAGUUCUUCUUCUUGAUGAAGCUACCAGUGCUCUUGACACUGAGAGCGAGAAGGUUGUGCAGGGUGCCCUUGCUGAAGCAGCGAAGGAAGGCGAUCGUAUCACAAUUGCUGUUGCUCACCGCUUAAGCACUAUCAAAGACGCUGAUAAGAUUUGUGUGUUCCUUGGUGGAAAGAUCACAGAGACAGGAACCCAUCAAGAGCUGCUCGCACAAGGCGGACUAUAUCGUAAAAUGUGUGAAGCACAAGCUCUGGAUAGUUAG